Hirundo rustica (Barn swallow) is the source of this 4207-nucleotide messenger RNA. It is a transcript of the gene RNF128, whose product is annotated as ring finger protein 128. Bases 1 to 1257 code for a protein of 418 amino acids. The record is from RefSeq and is a predicted model, not a curated record. The transcript is spliced from 7 exons. NCBI's taxonomy places the organism in Eukaryota, Metazoa, Chordata, Aves, Passeriformes, Hirundinidae.
AUGCCGUCGGGGGCCGCGCUGCUGGCGCUGGCCGCGUUGCUUUGCGCCGUUCCGCCGCCCGGUCCCCGCGGGGCGGCGGCGGCGGUAGCGGCGUGGACCGCCUGGCUGAACGUGUCGUGGGAGAGCGGCGCGGACCGCAACCGGAGCGGCUGGGAGGCGGGCGAGAGCGGCCUGUACGGGCUGGACUCGCCGCUGCAGCCGGCCGAGGGGCUGCUGGUGCUGCCCGACAGCCCCGACGCUUUCAAUGCCUGCAGCGCUCUCACCAACUUCAGCGGGGCCCCCCCGGCCGGCGGCUCCCCGGGCUGGCUCGCCCUCAUCCAGCGCGGCGGCGGCUGCUCCUUCGCCGACAAGAUCCGCCUGGCCGCCGAGCGCGGCGCCGCCGCCGCCGUCAUCUACAACUACCGCGGCACCGGCAACGAGGUGCUGCCCAUGUCCCACCACGGUGCUGAAAAGAUCGUUGCUAUUAUGAUUGGCAACCUGAAAGGCAUGGAGAUCCUGCGCCUGAUACAGAGCGGCAUGAAAGUCACCAUGGCCAUCGAAGUGGGCAAAAAGCGCAGUCUCUCCAUGAAUAUCUUCACCAUCCUCUUCAUCUCUGUGUCAUUUUUCAUUGUGGCAGCAGCAACCAUGGGCUGCUAUGUCUCUUACUCUGCUCGGAGACUCAUUAUGGCCAGGGCCCAGUCCAGGGAGAAGCGGCGGCUGAGGGCCAGGGCUAAGAAGGCCAUUGAACAGAUGCAGCUGCGCACCCUGAAGGAAGGGGACAAGGAGACUGGUCCAGAUGGAGAUUCCUGUGUUGUGUGCUUUGAGCAGUACAAGCCAAAUGAUGUAAUGCGUGUUCUGACUUGCAACCAUGUCUUCCACAAGACCUGUAUUGACCCCUGGCUUCUGGAGCACGGGACGUGUCCUCUGUGCAAAUGUGACAUCCUCAAAGUGCUGGGUGUUGAGAUGGAUGUCGAACCACGGUCUGAGCCUGUGCAAGCCCCAGGAUCCAGUGGCCAAAGACCUUUAUCUGCUGUCACUAUAGUUAAUGAAGAGGACAAUCUUAGUGAAACAGCAUCAUCUGGAUAUGAUUCUGUACAGGGACCAGAUGAAUCUGCUCAGGAGGCACAUGCACCACCAGAAAAUGACAAUGUACAUCCUGUAAGUGAUGAACCCCAGCCCUCCACUGUGACUGUCCUUUCACACGGUGACAACCCAGGCUUUGAGGGAGAUGAAACACAAGUUUGUGAAGGCAGGAUUGUUUGUGAAGUUACCUUCUAAGAACAUGCCCAGCCACAUGGUGUAAGCCUUCUGCAAGGAGCUGCCUACUGCCAUUCCAUAUAAACCAAAAGUUGCAAGACUGUUGCAGAAAAUACUGCACUGGAAAUGCUAAGAUAAAUAGACUUGUCCAAAUCAUAAUUGUAUGGCUUGCCUUUCUUAAAACUGUAUUUCCCACAGGAGUCUUAACACUCUUCAGAUAAAGCUGUCUUAAAUAUAAAGAAAACCAGCAGAAUUUAACUCAAAAAUUCCAUCUUCAGCAGAGCUUCUCUACUGUGUUUGAGUUGUUUAAGUGAGAAGAUUUUUUUUUAUGUCAUAGUUGUCUCCACUGGGAAUUAUUUUGAGUCGGGUUUUUUUGUUGUUUAUUAUUUUCAUUCAACUGGAUUUUCAUUGUAAACAAAUUUAUUUUGAUCUGUUCCAAUACUUAUUUAUGAGACAGUUUUGUUUAAAGAAACAUGGUAUUGAAUGUUUCAGUGCACUAAUUUGAUUGGAGAAAGUGCAAACUAAUGCUUGUCAAACUGGAUUUUUGUCCCACAGUGUCUUUGGUUCUCUCAUAACCGACUGAUUCUCUACCUCUCAACUCCAACCUGCCAACCACACAUUCCUAAAGGGAAAGAAAAGAGAGCUGCAAGCUGACAGGCCAAAUCUGACUUACUGUAAAGGGAACAACUGCAGGAACUUUUCAAACCUUGUUAAUGUUAGUCUGAAAGUUCCUCAAGUGAUUUGGGGAGCUGUAACCAUCUCUAGCACCAGCAAUAUGCCAGAGUCCUGGCUAUGUGGGAGUCUGGGAUGACUUCAGGAAAGACUCAGCUGAAGAUGAAAAGAUAGAUUCUUACAAAAGGAUCUGCUGUGUUUUGUUCAGAAAUGAUCCAGCCUCUGAAAAAUGCUGGACUGUUGCUGUACAUUGUCUUGCUCAAGUGCACAAGCUGCAGGGAGAGCCGAUGUCCUGUGAGUGUAACAGAGUUGGAGAAGCUGUCCUCUGUGUGGAGUUGAGAUGGGGUCAAGUAGGAACACUGGGUGCCUCAAUAGUAAGUGAACUGGCCUUGUCCAGUGAAGGUAACUAAGGAUGUCUUAUAAAUGCACUUUAUUUUUUUACCUCUGCAUCUUUGACUAGUUUCUAUUGUCUAGCAGGAUUUUUGUCUUAGAGCCUCCAAUAAAUAAAUUAAGGAACUGGGGGGGGGGGGGAAGCAAUGCAUUUUCUUAGCUAUAGGACAAAUGAAAUGGUUGUAAAUAUUUCAUAAUUUGUAUUGAAUUUGGAUAUGUAAAUGUAAAUAAAACUCUAUUUUUGAUGAUCCUGACUGACAUAAAAUAUUACUAGCUCUUAUGGAAGCAGAUGCUGAAUUUUCCCAGUCCCACAACCUCGAAGCACAUCCUUCUUUUGAGAGGCUAAAAAGUUGCUCAAAGUAAUUGGAAUAAAGAGUGCUAAUCAUGUGCAGGAUGCUGCUGUUACAUGGAUUGAAAUUGUGUUGAGAUGCUGAAACCUAGCAGCUGUACUCGAUGUUAAAGAAAAAUCCAAGCACUUUGGGAUGUGUUCAAUGAGCUGCUGAAUAGUGCUUGUAAGGCAUGUUCAGCACAGGGCAGUCUGCCAGACCAGAGUGGCUGCAUCUCACUUUUCCUCUGUCAGAUUGCUCACCAUCUCUUCCUCACUCCAAAGUCUAUGCUUGCUUUGAGGGAAAAAUAUUUUAAAAAAUAUUACUUGUCCUUUGUUCUGUACUCUUCUAUGAUUUACAGCUCUCCUGGCUGCUUUGGGAGCAGUUAAGCCUUGUAUUUCUUUUUAGCUCAGUUCCAAGUCUAGUCUAGAAAAUAUCAGUUGGUUCUGAGCUCCAGUUGUACAGCUGACUAUAAUCAGACUCCACUCUGAAGCUGUCGUUUGCUGUGAUUGCCUUUUAUUCUACCUCUGAAGUGCAGAGCAGUGAAAGGAACAGCCAAGCAGGAAAUAUACAGCCCCUGAUCACUUCAUUCAAUUUCCAUAUGACAAAGCUGGUAUAAAUUUACGGUGGUGUGUAAGCUCCAGUGUAGUAGAAUCUUACUAAGAUAUAGUCUCAUGAAAUCAUUUGCCAGUUUUGUGUUCAACAGGAGCAAAAUUUGAUGUUCAAGGAAAAAAAGGGAAGGGAUUCAGAUCAAUUCAAUACCAUGAAAGGUGCUUUUUGGGUUGCUUUGUUUGUAGAAUUAAGGCUUUACAUUUACUGCCUUUUAAGAGCAACAAACCUCUCUUUUCCACAAUGCUUGUAUUUACUUGUAUUUUUUGUGAAUGCACAGCCCUUUCUCAAGGAAUGCACUGGAGAAUUUGGGGAGGGGGAUGCAGAAGCUUCCAUUGAUGAACCUGUGCUACUCUAGGAUCAGAUGAUGUGUAUGUGAUCUCUCCAGGCAGGGGCUUGCUUGCUCAAGGCACUUAUGCUAAUUUUCAGGAAGAUACUUAUUUCAGAGGGAUUCUUACAUCAAAUGUGACCCACUGCUAAAGGAACACAUGCAGGUAAGUACCUGAGAAGUAUUGGAGUUACUGCUAGGCAGAACUUCAUCGUUCUCCAGUUUUGCAGCUUAACUUACAAGUCUGGCAUGUUCUUACCUGUGCAGAUUUGUUUGUAACUCAUAGCUGUACAAGGGAUUUGGUUUAAAAAUUAGAGUGUAAAUUUCGUGGACACCAUCUUGAUACUAAAUUUGGGUCUGUUGCUGUCAGACUGCCUUAAAAAAAUUUCAAAGAACCACUCUCACUUUUUUGUAUUUCCAAGUUUCCGUAGGUAGCAGCUGUCUUUACCAGCCCUACUUAGGGGACUGUGCAGCAAAAUGUUCACUUAUUUUUAGUUGUGCCAUGGGCUAGAAUGUCUCUGGGUCAUGUAAUAUGUAUGUUUAUGUGUGUGUGUGUGUGUGUGUGCAUGACAGACUCUCUCCUCUAAGCAAGAAGCCAAUAGGAGCGUGCCUGGGGCUAGGGUUGUUCCUGAAAAGCAAUAAAAAG